Messenger RNA from Lingula anatina, 1821 nucleotides. Its product is annotated as breast cancer metastasis-suppressor 1-like protein. NCBI's taxonomy places the organism in Eukaryota, Metazoa, Brachiopoda, Lingulata, Lingulida, Lingulidae. The record is from RefSeq and is a predicted model, not a curated record.
UCUGUCUGUUUGUCUUGCAUUGUAUACGCUUUCGAAAUUUCCCACACAUUCGCGACAACAAACUCCAAAAUGCCAUCGGUAAGUGAAAAGAAUGAAACAGAGGACGAGGAGAUGGAGCAAGAAUCUCAAGAUAGCGACAAGAGCGAAGAUGACGAAUCAGAGAGUGGUUCUGGUUCAGAGGAGGGGGACGAAGAAGAAAGUUCAGAGCUAGACGAAGAAGAAUGUGAAAGAAGAAGAGAUGAGUGCCUAGAUGAUAUGCUUGACUUGGAGAAACAAUUUUCAGAUUUAAAAGAACAACUCCAUGGGGAGCGUAUGUCUCAGGUUGAUGCCAAACUAGAAGAAGUUCAUGCAGGGCUUGCACAUGAGUAUUUAAGUCCACUUGAUGAGUUACAGGAAAACAUGAGGAUACGUACUGAAGUUGCAGGCAUAUGGCGAGAACUAGAACUCGAAAAUAUAAGAAAUAAAUAUGAGUGUGAAAUGCAAGCAGCACAACAAAAUUUUGAGAGUGAAAAAAUAAUUUUAUAUGAUACUGUAAAGGCUGAAUUAGAGGAAAAAAUUAGAAGACUGGAAGAGGAUCGACAUAACAUAGACAUUUCCUCUGAUCUGUGGAAUGAAUCUCAGAACUUAAAAAGGAACAAACGAAAAGUAGACCCACACAAUCCAGAUAGAAGACGGAAGCCUAUUACUGUGUCUGGUCCAUAUAUUGUCUAUAUGUUAAAGGAUAUGGAUAUAAUCGAGGAUUGGACGGCUAUAAAAAAGGCUUUAAAACAACAAUCCCAGAAAAGGAAAGCAGAACAUAUACUUAAAAAGGAGAACCACCCAUUCAAUGCAAGGUUUGAUGAUGGGAAGCUGUUUUAUGAAGGGGAGUGGUACAACAAGGGUCACCAUAUCAUCAUAGACAAUAAAGAGGAUUCUCCUGUACAUGCCACAGUCACAGCCAUUAAUACAGGAGAAGUUUGGGUGAAGCGGUCAGAUGGAAACAAGUCCAAGCUGUACAUAGCACAAUUACAAAAAGGGAAAUAUACAAUACGGCAUGUUCCGUAUUAGAUAUGGAAAUUGGGUAUUUCUACUUUGUAUAAUUUAUAUGACAUUUUCUAAAUAACAUCAUGUAGGGAACGCGUUCAAUACAAGAAUGUUGGUCUGUGUACUUGUAGCAUGAAUAGUAGACAUGGAUUAGUUUAUUUUAUUUAUUUAUUUUUAUUAUUUUAAUUAUUUAAUUUUGUUUAUUUAUUUAUUUAUUUUUGAUUUGACUUAAAUUAUUUAUUUAUUUAUUUAUUUAUUUUUGAGAUGAAGUAGUAGUGAAAGUUUUAUAUUACUUUGGUCACUAUCAUUAUUUUGCUCAAAAUCAUUGUAUUCUCACUUGUUAUUCUACUUUUUAUUAAAUAUUGACAGAUAUUAUGAUAGAUAAACCAUUCAAUUUUUUAUGUCAAUUUCAGACACCGAGACUAAAAAUUAUAGUAUUUUAAAUGAUUUACACCCAUUUUAAAAAUGAAUAUAUGUAAAUGAAUCCAAUUUUUCACAUAAACAGCAUGUCUAGUCUGAUUGAAGAUUUUCAGUACCAGUUCCAUAUCUUGUUUUGAAAUUUAAAUAUUCAGUCAAUUUGUAAAAUCCAUUCAAACAAUUUACUGGAGAUUUGUAGGAAGUUAAUGCAAACAUUUAUAAAAAAUAUACUUACACUAGGAGCUCUCUGUAGACCACGUAAUAUCUAAGGGUCUUCAUUUAUUUUCUUCAUUUUUGUUUAUUUAUUUAUUUUCAUCAGCAUCAUCAUUUCAUGUAAAAAGUCAUUUUCUCAUGAAGUAGAAUAAAUAUUUUUAAACAUUA